CAGUGGCGACUCUGGCGCCGCCCCUAGCACGCUCCGCGCGCCAGGGAGGGGGGUCCAGCACCGAUCCCAAAAGUCCGCGCGGAGGUGUUCCGUAGCCAUUUUGGCUCAAGCACCGCUGCAAGCGGCCGGCCCGCACUGCCCCGGGCCUCCCCGCCUUGCCUGCCCACUCCGCGCGGCCAGCCCCCCGAGGGGGCGACACAACGCGCGGGCGAUGCGCGCCCGGCCCGCCGCCUGAUGGGAGCCCCCCGCGGUCGGCGCCGCGCCCCCGAGCUGCGCCGCGAUGCCGCUGCUCAUCGACGAGGACGUCGACGACGAGGCCUCGAUCUCCGCGACCUGGUGCGUGGACGAGGACGGGGCCUUGCGGCACAACCCGAGCGGCAUGAGGGUUUCGCCUGACAGGGGCGUUGAGUGCGACGGCCAGGAGUAUCGGCUGUCGCCGCAGGAUAUCGAGCAGGACGCGGACAGCGCGCUGGGCACGGGCUGCCAGGGCGUGGUUCAGGCUGGCAUUCACAAGCCCACGGGCAUGCGGGUGGCCAUCAAGACGGUCAAGGUGGACAACAGGGAGAAGCGGACCCAGAUGUUGCACGAGAUUCGGGGGCUCAUACAGGCAGCGGGCUGCCCCUACCUCGUGCAGUGGUACGCCGGCUUCGUGGCCAAGGAGGCCAGCCUGGUCCACGUGGUCAUGGAGCUCAUGGACCGCGGGAGCCUCGCGGACAUGCGCAGGCGCCUCGACGGCCAGGGCGUGCCAGCCGAGCGGCUCGCUUGCGUGGCGGCGCAGAUGGUCCGUGGCCUGGAGCACCUGCAGACCAGGCGCCUGCUGCACCGGGACGUGAAGCCAGAUAACGUCUUGCACAACCUCCUGGGCCAGGUGAAGCUCACGGAUUUCGGGAUCUCCAAGGACCUGAACAGCACCGUCGGCGUGGCGGGCACCUUCGUGGGCACCGCGAGCUACAUGUCGCCAGAGCGAUCGCUGGGCAAGGACUACUCUUUCAGGUCCGACGUGUGGAGCGCGGGGAUGGUGGUCUACGAGCUCGCCACCGCGCGGUUUCCGUUCUCCACGACGAGCUUCAUGGAGCUCUACGAGGCCCUGUGCAAUGCGCCAGAGCCACGCUUGGACGUUGAGAGUUUCCCUGCGGAGCUCUGCGACUUCGUCGAGCAGUGCCUCACACGGGACGAGCCCAGGCGCCCCGACGCCAGGGCCCUGGUCGACCACCCGCUCAUCGCGCCGCAAGGCGAAGAAGAGAUACGAGCUCUUGGUGUGUGGGUCGCCACGCACCCCGAUUAGGACGGCUGGCAGCAUACACCUGACGAUGGCUUCGGGCUGCUCGCCUUUAUCUGCGACCAAUUGGUCCAGAAGUUCGGGUGGCACACCAUCGCAGCCAGCGCAGAAAAAAAAGUCCGCGCGGGGGUGUUCAUGCCGUUAGUCGUUCAUCUAUCAUCGCUCUGACUUCGUUCUGCACGCACCGUGCUGUAUUGUGCAUGGCGCGGCUUCCCACCGCCUUGGCUUCCGUUGC
Molecule: messenger RNA, 1514 nt
Organism: Prorocentrum cordatum
Lineage: Eukaryota; Dinophyceae; Prorocentrales; Prorocentraceae
Source: the annotation of a GenBank genome assembly